Molecule: messenger RNA, 396 nt
Organism: Mesorhabditis belari
Lineage: Eukaryota; Metazoa; Nematoda; Chromadorea; Rhabditida; Rhabditidae
Source: the annotation of a GenBank genome assembly
AUGGCCGGAGUUCGGGCAGUUGUUUUCCUUUCGUUGGCCGGGGUGGUCGGGUUGACGCUGCUCGUCUUGGGAUGCGCGUUGCCAAGUUUCGGUAGUUGGUGGCCACUCUUCUGCAUCACUUUCUACAUUCUAUCGCCAUUGCCAUUGAUGAUCGCAAAGCACUAUCAAGAGGAUAUGACCGGCACAAAUGCUUGCAUCGAGUUGGCUCUCUUCAUCACGACAGGAAUUGUUGUCUCCGCAUUCGCACUGCCCACCGUCUUGGCGCACGCCCAAGUGAUUCAUGCUGGCUCGUGCAUUCUAACCGUCAUGGCAAAUGUGGUGCUAUUUGGGACGAUUUGCGCAUAUUUCUACCUGCACCGGGACGACGAUUCGGGCAGCUGGGGAGCUUCGAUGUUC